AUGCCUUUCCAAAGAGAAACAAAGUCUUCUCCAUACUACUCAAGAUUCCAAACUCCUUUCCGUCGUAGAAGAGAAGGUAAAACUGAUUACUACCAAAGAAAGAGAUUAGUAGCUCAGCACAAAGCUAAGUACAGCACUCCAAAAUACAGGUUAGUUGUCAGAUUCACCAAAAAAGACAUCAUCUGUCAAAUCAUUUCAUCACAAAUCACUGGUGAUAUCGUCUUAGCUGCUGCCUACUCCCAUGAAUUACCAAAAUACGGUAUCAAAUACGGUUUAACUAACUGGUCUGCUGCUUACGCAACCGGUUUAUUGAUUGCCAGAAGAACUUUGAAAAAAUUAGGUUUAGAUGAAACCUAUGAAGGUGUCACCGAACCAGAAGGUGAAUUCGAAUUAACCGAAGCCGUUGAAGAUGCUCCAAGACCUUUCAAAGUCUUUUUAGAUGUUGGUCUACAAAGAACCACCACCGGUGCCAAAGUCUUUGGUGCCCUUAAAGGUGCUUCUGAUGGUGGUUUGUACAUUCCUCACUCUGAAAACAGAUUUCCAGGUUGGGAUUUCGAAUCUAGUGAAUUAGAUUCAGAAACUUUAAGAAAAUACAUUUUUGGUGGCCACAUUGCCGAAUACAUGGAAGAAUUGGCCGAUGAUGAUGAAGAAAAAUACAGAACUAUUUUCAAAAACUAUAUUGACGAUGACAUUGAUGCUGAAGGAAUUGAAGACAUUUAUGCCGAUGCCCAUGAAGCUAUUAGAGAAAACCCGGAAUUCAAACCAACCACCAAGAAAUACACUAAAGCUCAAUAUGCUGCUAACUCCAAGAAAUACAGAGACGUUAAAUUGACCAAACUGGAAAGAGAAGCCAGAAUUGCCAAAAAAAUUGCUGCUUUCAAAGCAGACAAUUAG
Messenger RNA from Ascoidea rubescens DSM 1968, 894 nucleotides. It is a transcript of the gene RPL5, whose product is annotated as 60S ribosomal protein uL18. The coding region runs from base 1 to 894 and encodes 297 amino acids. The record is from RefSeq and is a predicted model, not a curated record. Lineage: Eukaryota; Fungi; Ascomycota; Saccharomycetes; Ascoideales; Ascoideaceae. Gene Ontology annotation, molecular function: 5S rRNA binding; structural constituent of ribosome. The transcript has a single exon. Gene Ontology annotation, biological process: ribosomal large subunit assembly; translation. Gene Ontology annotation, cellular component: ribosome; cytosolic large ribosomal subunit.